Molecule: messenger RNA, 2782 nt
Organism: Ruditapes philippinarum (Manila clam)
Lineage: Eukaryota; Metazoa; Mollusca; Bivalvia; Venerida; Veneridae
Product: cardioacceleratory peptide receptor-like
Exons: 7
Coding region: 272-1198 (308 amino acids)
Biological process (GO): G protein-coupled receptor signaling pathway
Cellular component (GO): membrane
Molecular function (GO): vasopressin receptor activity
Source: RefSeq, a predicted model, not a curated record
ACAGGUUAUACUGACUAGAUGUUUGCAUGAAUGUAAUUUUGUUUAAUAAUCAAAACAGUUUAAUAUCGUUUUUAUUGAAUGAAAUUUAUAUUGACGACCUAGACAUUAAAAAUGGUAUACAAUAACUCAGAUAAUGGAACAAUUACCAACGAAAGCGUCGAAUUCUACAAUGAAUAUUAUUAUGAUGAGGAGGACAUUUCUUCAUAUAAGCCAUACGAAGAAGCUGCCGCUACAAUUCUCUUUCUUCUGUUCACAAUUAUUGUUUGUCUGAAUGGAUUUGUGGUUUUCAUCCUCGUCUUUAAGAAACAAAAAAAAGAGUCGCCUCUUUUAUUUUGUACUUCAUUUAGCAAUAGCUGAUUUUCUUGUGGGUUUCUGCAGUGUUCUUGGAGAUGGUAUACAUAGUGCAAUGCACAAUGAAUGGUAUGGUGGUGACUUUUGGUGUAGACUAUUUCGUUUCAUUUCACCACUGACUCUUUUUGCUUCCAAUUAUCUUCUGAUUGGCAUGAGUGUAGACAGAUUUCUGGCAAUCAAAUAUCCACUGAAUGUUGUUAGAAUAGGUGCAUGGAGGUAUCUUGACAAAAGUAUGGUAUUUGGGGCAUGGCUGUUAAGUUUGUUGGUAUCAAGCUUUUACAUACCCUUCAGUCGAGGAAUCAAUGCAACCCCGGGUGCUGACAAUAUAAAUGAACAAAAGGGUAGUUGUAAUAUAGACAUGCAUGAAAGCUGGUGGAAGGCAUAUGCUUUAACAGCUGCAAUGAUAAUCUAUGUGCUACCAACAAUCGUGAUAACAGGGUGUUAUGUGGGUAUAUGUGUCGUUGUCUGGAUGAAAUGGCGUUCAAGACUAAAAUUAUCGGAGAUAGACAUCAGUGAAAGCAGUGAUCGACUUCAUGGUGAUAGAUCAUUAAGCGAAGGACUCCUACCAAGAGCUAAGAUAAAGAGCAUUAAAAUGACAAUGGUCGUGUGUUUGGCUUUCUUUUUAUGCUGGACGCCAUAUUUCGUAGAAAUGUUAGUGACGAUCUUUAACCCAUAUAAAAUUGGAACGAAAGCUCAUCUGAUAUUUGGCUGUCUAUACCCACUAAACAGUGCCUGUAAUCCUCUUAUAUUCAUGCUAUUUAAUCGCAAACUGUUCACUUGCGGGCAAAAAGACCAGCAGGCUGUUCAAUCGUAUGAAGGCAUGAGCACACAAGUGACGUCAACGUGAAUAGGCGCGUCCCUCUGGGUAGUCACUCAGAUCCUACAUGUUCGAAAACGAGAUCAGCUGAAUUGAGAAACAGAAAUGAAUACAAUUUAUAUUAACGUAUCGCAACGUUUAUUUUUGAGUAGAAUAGAAAUGUCAAAAAGGGCUUUGUGUCAUAGAUUUAUGACUAACCAAAACAUUUUUCCAUUGCAACUUGCAAAGACUCGCGUGCCUGUAGUAACAUACGCAAAAUAGUGAAUGUUGCCAAUGCGAAUGUUCAAAUAAUGCUACAAUUGAAGGACACUAUACAUGUUUAUGUAACAUAAGCAGAAACAGUCUCACAAAAAUUCAAAACAGCAAUAUUCUAUUUCAUUUUGUUAAAGAAAUCUAAAAUAGGGCUUUUAUAAAAAAAAAACAAAAAUUUUAUGAAUAUGAAUAUGUUAUUUUGAUGAAAAUCAAAUUGUUUUACAUGUUUUAUUGUUUAAUAGAAAAUUUUACGACUUCAAACACCAGUGGAUCUUCAUAAAACGAAUAAAGUUUUGGUUAUCAUCACAAAAGUAUAGUUGCUGAUUUCUACCAUGUCCUAACUUUAUCAUGUCGCAGUUGAAUUGGCGACAACACAAAAUCACGAAAUAACAACAAGAAUAUAUUUAUCGUUUUGCCGCACUGUUUUUAUCGUUUCGUUGUUACUUUAUGUCGAUGCCCUUAAAACUGAACAUCAUGACAACAUAAAAAUAUGAAAGCCCGAUACGUGUUAAACAGUUUCAAGUUGUAUUUGAAAUAUUAUUAUUCAUUAAUUUUCUUCAGAACAUGUUAUGAAUUGUUAAGCCUUUAUCUUACCAUUUACACAUAUGACGUUAUGUAUAUACAAUUGUCAGUAUAGAUAUAGUUGAUAAAUAAUUAGCGAAAAUAUAAAUAUCAGAUUUUUCUGGUUUCUUCCUAAUCUAGCCUACCGUAAGGUUUAGUUUUGCUAGAUAUUGAAAUAUAUAGUACCAGCGAGAAGAUCUUUCACAAGAUACUGACAAUUAUCUUCAUUGCUUUAUAAAAUACCUUUUUUUUACGGCGCAUUAACACAGUUGGGGGCCAAAAGGCCAAAAAUGAUUAUUCUACUAACCUCGGGUGUCACAAACUGAAAGCAGCACCAGGGUCCAACUGCUGGAGAUAAAAGAUGCAUAGACUCCAAUAAUUCGAACCCGUUUAGGCUCUUUCGAUCACGAAUAACGGUAGCUGUAUUUAUGUAAAUAACAGAUAUAAUGGUUCAUGCAUAUACCGGGGAAAAAGUUUGGCCUUGUGUUGGCAGAUUGAAUUUAUCUUUCUGUUAGAUUAGAAGUGUAUGCGAAAUGUAUUUUUUAAUGUAAACAUAUUAUAUUUUUGUAUCAAUAGAUCCAUAAAUAAUCGUUAUUCAAUAAAUUUUAUACGCCAUGUACAUUGUAGUGUAAAAAAUUUAAUUGUAUAUUAAAUAUAUUGACUUUUUUCUGUUUUUUUUUAUUAUUAUUGUCAGAUUACUAUUUUACUCAUUUUUGACUGUAUACAUUUCAUGAUUAUAUGUUAAAAAGAUUUCACCACACCAGUGUCCGUAAAAUAAAAUGUCACAAAACAUUUGAAGUU